Vespula pensylvanica (western yellowjacket) is the source of this 2108-nucleotide messenger RNA. RefSeq names its product DNA-binding protein Ets97D-like (gene Ets97D). Gene Ontology annotation, molecular function: sequence-specific DNA binding; DNA-binding transcription factor activity, RNA polymerase II-specific. Gene Ontology annotation, cellular component: nucleus. Gene Ontology annotation, biological process: regulation of transcription by RNA polymerase II; cell differentiation. The transcript is spliced from 6 exons. Bases 283 to 1599 code for a protein of 438 amino acids. The record is from RefSeq and is a predicted model, not a curated record. NCBI's taxonomy places the organism in Eukaryota, Metazoa, Arthropoda, Insecta, Hymenoptera, Vespidae.
CGUAUGAGUGAUUUCAUUGUUUUUACGAUAUCAAACUUUACUCCAAAUAUUAUUUUUUCUAUUACGCGUAAGUGAAUUAUGAUUAAAGGAAAAUUUGUAAAUAAGAUCGAGCAGAGUAAUAUGUUGUUGUAGUUUUAUGCUUGUUUACGUUCAUUCGAUGAUUCAACGUACGAAGUGUAUGAGAGCGUGACGACGCCUCUACAACAGAAUAUGUUCGAAAAUAAAUGUUACUUACUCGAUUUACGUUACCGUUAAAUCCCUUUUUAUAUCAUUUGAAUCUCCAUGGACUUAGGAAUUCGUCGAAAGAAUUCAGAAAAAGGCUUUGAUACCGAUGAUGAUUCUGAGUAUGCAAUGAUAAAACGUAUCAAAAUGGAACCAGAAGCAAUAUUGUCCCAGGACGAUGAUAUAAUGGCACAAUUUCAACAGGAUAAUUCCGAUUUGGAAGUUGAACCAAGUUUUUCUUUAGAAGGUAGUAAUAAUAGCGACGAUUGUAACGAUGGAAUUCUUAUGCAACACAUGGAUAUUAGAGAACCUUUGUCCACGCUACGAAAUCUUUUGGAGCAGAGAUUGGGCGUCGAACUUACCGAUUAUUCAUUUUGGUUGCAAGAUGCACAAAUGCUUGAGUGUCACAAAAAUUUAGUCGAUCAAUGCGUGCAAGGCGAAGGUCUUGUUCAAGUUAACGUUCAAAUAAAAGCUUUACAAAAACGUAUUAACAUAGUAGAUGUUCUAAAACCUGCGGAAGACUACAUUGAACUCGCAGAAAAUAAUUCAAUAACAUCCUUUAACGAAGAAAAUAAGCAAAAUGUGAUACGAUGGAUGGUAGAUGCGCAGUAUAAGAAAGAACAGGAACGCCUGAAGAUACCAGCGGAUCCUAAAGAUUGGUCACAAACACACGUGAAACAUUGGCUUCAAUGGGCCGUUAGACAAUUCAAUCUAGUUUCCUUACGUUUAGCCGAUUGGAAUAUAACCGGUGCACAAUUGUGCAAUCUCACCCUUGAAGAAUUUCAGAGUAAGGUUCCUCUUGAUCCCGGUGAUGUAUUCUGGACACACUUGGAACUACUACGAAAAUGUAAAUUCGUCGCUGUCGUACAAAAAGAUGUCCCAACGUCGGUCAGUGAAAAUACUACGAAUAAAACUAUGAAAGUACGUAAUCAAAAGAGUCCUAAAACACGGCCAGUUGUUAAUCAACAAACACGAGUAGUCAGUGUUCCAUUGGAGAACAUUGAUUCGACACCAAUAACAAUAGCGACGUCGAGUCGUUCGGUAAAUAGCGGACAAAUACAAUUGUGGCAAUUUUUAUUGGAAUUAUUGACGGAUCGUGAACACAGAGGUGCUAUACAAUGGGUAGGAACCGAAGGAGAAUUUAAAUUGACUCAACCAGAAGCUGUUGCACAAUUAUGGGGCGCGCGUAAAAAUAAACCAUCGAUGAAUUAUGAAAAAUUAAGUCGAGCACUUCGUUAUUAUUACGACGGUGAUAUGAUAUCGAAGGUACACGGGAAGAGAUUCGUUUACAAGUUUGUUUGCGACUUGAAACAAUUGUUAGGCUAUUCAGCCGCUGAGUUAAGUAAAUUAGUUGAAGAAGGUAGACGUUAUUUUUGAUGAGAUUUAAAAAUUGUACCUUCUCUCGUUUUAUUUCCUUUCUUUCUUUCUUUCUUUCUUUUUUUUUUUCUUCUUUUCCUUCCUUUUUUCUUUUUUAUAUGACAAAAAUAAGGUAUUUUAAAUGAUUACAUUUUUAUAUUUUGAAGAGAUACCUUUAUCUAACAUAACAUAAUCUCAUUAAUUUAUAGAGAAAGUAUAUAUAUACAUAUAUGUAUGUAUGUAUGUGUAUAUAUAUAUAUAUACACACAAAAUAACAUAUACUUGGGUUUCUUAGAAUAAUCUUAACAUUUCUUUCUUUCUUUAACUUUUCUUUUUUGUCCACCUUUUUAAAAUAUCUUAAGGAUUUAAACAGUUUAAGAAAUAAUAUAUAUGAGUAUAAUAAUAUGGACGAAAAGACAACGAAAGGGUUUAAUGAUGUACAAUGGUUUCGAGAUUCUCUAUGCCUAAUUUAUAUUAUUAUUAUUAUUAUUAUUAUUAUUAUUAUUAUUAUUAUUAUCAUCAUUAUUAUU